AUGCCCCGCCCUGCCCUCACGAUCCUCCAAAGAUGGCGCGCACCGUCUCUCCCCCUCCACCGAACCAUCAACGGUAAUGCAGUCGUAGCCCAGGCAGCGCAUGUGCGGCCGUCACCCUUUCGAGAACGGAACCAGCUCCAUCGCCAGCGCCAGCACCAGUGCCGCACCCUCCUGACCCUCGCAAUCGAAACCUCGUGCGAUGACACCUGCGUCGCCCUCCUCUCCAAAGACCCUGGCACCCACGGCCGGGCGACCCUCCACUUUCACCGCAAAAUCACAUCCGACAGCACGGCCUACGGCGGCGUCUACCCGCCCGUCGCCCUACGCUCCCACGACGCUUCGCUCGCGCCACUCAUCGCCGAAGCCCUCACGUCUCUGCCCGCCGCCGCCGGAGAAGUCCAAAACAACGAUGAUGGCGACUCAAUACAAAAAGUAGGGAAAGGGGGAGGUCGCACUCACGCAGAAGAAGUAGGAUCAUCACGCCACAACACGCUCACAGUGGCUGGCACUCUGCGUCAGAAACCCGACUUCGUGACGGUGACCCGCGGUCCCGGCAUGUCCGCGAACCUCGCCUCCGGGCUCUCGACGGCAAAAGGCCUCGCGACAGCCUGGCAGGUGCCCCUCCUGGCCGUGAACCACAUGCAAGCCCACGCCCUCACCCCUCGCCUCGUCUCCGCGCUCGCCCGCCAGGAUCCGACUACCUCUACAGCGUCCUCAUCCACCACCACCUCCUCCUCCUCUCCGACAGCCGACGUCACCGCUGCUAUAAAACCAGAAUACCCUUUCCUCACCCUCCUAGUCUCCGGUGGCCACACCCAGCUCGUCCACUCCCACUCCCUCGCGUCCCACCGCAUCCUCGCCUCCUCCUCCAACAUCGCCGUUGGCGACGCCCUCGACAAGGCCGCGAGGCACAUCCUCCCGCCGGACAUGUUAGCCUCCCACGGGGACGUCAUGUACGGCGCCCUCCUCGAACGCUUCGCCUUUCCCGACUCCCUUCCCCCCUUCUCUACACCAUCGCCAGAUCCCAAACGCCAGCACGAUUACGACUACGACUACGAAUACACCCCUCCCCUCCGCCGCGUCGACGAAAUCGCACCGUACGCCGCUCCCGCGCCCUACUCCUGGACCCUUCACCCUCCCCUCUCCGCCUCCCGCGCGCUAUCCUACGAGUUCAAUGGCCUAGGCAGCGAGGUCCGCAAAAUCGCCACCUCAAAAGGCGACUCCAUGUCCCUCGACGAACGGCGGAUCCUCGCCCGUGCCACCAUGCGCCUCCUAUUCGAGCACCUGGCCACUCGCAUCUUCCUCGCUCAUGCCGCCGAACCGGAGCUGAAAGAUGCCUUGAAAACACUCGUCGUAAGCGGCGGCGUCGCGAGCAAUCGUUUCCUCAUGCACGUGCUGCGGAAGAUGCUCGACGUCCGCGGAUUCGAGCAUGUGGAGAUCACGGCGCCCCCGCCGGCGUUGUGUACCGACAACGCGGUCAUGAUUGCAUGGACUGGCAUGGAGAUGUACGAAGCUGGCUGGGAGAGUUUGCUUUCCGUACAUCCCGAGCGCAAGUGGUCGAUUGACCCGUCCAGCGAAGAGGGUGGGAUCCUGGGUGUCCCUGGAUGGAGAAGAAGAGAGCAUUGA
Messenger RNA from Colletotrichum fioriniae, 1626 nucleotides. It is a transcript of the gene QRI7, whose product is annotated as Mitochondrial tRNAs modification protein. Gene Ontology annotation, biological process: mitochondrial tRNA threonylcarbamoyladenosine modification. Lineage: Eukaryota; Fungi; Ascomycota; Sordariomycetes; Glomerellales; Glomerellaceae. Gene Ontology annotation, cellular component: mitochondrion. The record is from RefSeq and is a predicted model, not a curated record.